Molecule: messenger RNA, 2672 nt
Organism: Mycena citricolor
Lineage: Eukaryota; Fungi; Basidiomycota; Agaricomycetes; Agaricales; Mycenaceae
Source: the annotation of a GenBank genome assembly
AUUAUCUCCCACCGCCCUUCCUUGGAGACCUUCACCAGCCUUCGCCCGCCGCUACCCCCUCGUCCACCUGGCUUCCAGGGCCCAUCUCUGUCCGUAGGACUCCACUCCCCGUCUUCAGGCAACUCGCUCUCGGUCUAACGCGCAAUGCGUUUCGGUGAUUUUUCGACCCUCUGUCGUAACACAGGGUCAUACCCAUGGUGUAACUUGUUCUACCGCCAGAUCCUACAUGAGGACCCGACCGUGCUCACCAACGCUUCACUCCCUGUGUCGUCCGCAGGUCUGGGUGUGAAUCCGACAUGCGCGAUACCGCGUAUGGGCCACGCAGGAUCUCUGGGCAAUAUCGCAAAUAUUGUCGUGUGUGCCCUCAGCAUGAUUCUCACCGCCGUUCUCAUCUGGGAAACCAGCCGGAGGAAAGCCGCCGUCGGUCGCCUCGAGCUGCGGGCUUUACUUUCGCUUUACUUCAUAUCUUUGCCCUUCCAGCUCGUUACCACGGGUUCUUUUCUUGAGCAGGGCUCCACAGCUUUGAUUGUUCUUACGGCCAUACACGCUGGAGUCGUUGCCACUGUUUUCUGGAUGCUGCUGGCCAAUGGUCUAGUAGCGACGCAGGUCGUCGAGGACGGGACGCCCAGUAGUCUUAUCCCCUUCUACUUCAUAUCUUUCCUCUUCUUCGCUGCGACGACAUACAUAUCCUUCGAUGUUGCGUUGCACAUCACUUCCGCAUUCGGGCCCUCGAAUCCUCUGUCCUCACUCCACAGCAUCCCCUUGUUCGUCCUAACAAGCAUAUGGCCUGCUGCCGCCGUGAUUAUCUACUUCAUUAUCAUGACGUACAUCGUCCUGGCGGUGCUAAAUGAGUUGCGGCCCAUGUGGUUCUACGUGUUGUCCGCGGUGCUCUUCGUAUUGAGCCAGCUUGCGUUCUUUCUCCUGAGUAAGGUGAUAUGCAAGGGCUCCUCGGCCAAAGUCGAUGGCUCUUUUGUUGCCACGAUCCUUGAAACUGCUGCUGUCAGCGUCUUGUACUUGGCGUGGAAGAGUAUCACUGAGGAAUCUUGGGACGAGUCGCCCUUCUAGACCCGAUCUGUGUUGUCGCAUAUAUACCACUGCUGAACAAAACAUCCUUGUUUGCUUUGCACACAUCUCUAAUCCGCGUUCAAGUCACCCUUUUGUAUUUUUGGAUUUCUGUGUACCGAUCGUUUUUGGGUGUGUUUCAAUGAUGACUUUUACGACCCAUACCUUAUGAUCUAUUUCCUCUUUGUUGGACUUGCUUCGAAUAAUGUAGCAACUUGGUAUCUUGACUGUUCCAAUCUGCUCUAGGGUCCGUCCAGGUCACGUUUUCCUAUUAAUCACGACAUCGUGACUCUUCUCCAGCCCCUUGGCUCGUCCCUUCGACUUCGGGUUCGACUUCGACUUCACAUCCAUUGGACUGCGCGUCGGCUUGUAAAUGCUGCGAAUCUCCUGGUAUAGCCAACUGCGGAAACCUUCACCUGAUGCCGCCAGUGCAUGAUCAAUCAUUCCUAGUAACCGCUCAUCUACUCCGAUCCAUUUGUUCACCGGACUAUUCGCUAGGCCCGGCGUUCGUUGAACCUUAUCCAACCGGCCUGGCCCUCCUAACCGGAAGAGAAGCGCAAUGUGACAAGCUAUCAUUGUUUUAUCAAUUGUCCUUCCCGCAACAUAUGACUUUCGCAGUCUCAGGCUGUCCACUUGUACCCAGCAGACCUGCCCACUACGCUCAUGUCUCGAUUUGCUCACAAAUCCGUGGUCGUCACCGGGGGAGCCCAGGGACUGGGAAGAGCUAUCGCCAAGGCGUUCGUCGACGAGGGUGCCACAGUGGUCAUCUGCGAUUUCAAUGCGUCUCUGCUGCAUGACACAGUCGCCGCGCUGGGCCCCAGCGCCCAUUCCAUUGUUGCGGACAUCAGAAAUACACAGCAAGUGAAGGCCGUCGUCGAUCUCGCUGUCUCCAAGACAGGACGGCUGGAUGUCUGGAUCAACAACGCGGGGGUCAUGGAUCGCCUCGAGCCUGUGGGAACGGUCGCACGCGAGACAUGGGACCGCGUCAUUGGCAUCAAUCUCACGGGCACGUUCAUCUGCCUGGACGAGGCGGUCAAAGCUAUGCUGGCGCAGUCCCCCGCCGGCGGUGCCAUUCUCAAUGUGGCGUCGGUGGCGUCAGCUCGGGGCGGGUCAGCCGGCGCAGCUUACACGGCGAGCAAACACGGAGUAAUCGGGUUGACGAAAAACACAGCCGCGUUUCUAGGCAAGAAAGGCAUCCGCUGCAACGCUAUUUUGCCUGGGGGCAUGGCCACGAACAUCGCCGACCCAAGUGCCUUGGAUACGGAGUUCAUGGCCGUCCUGCAAUCUACGAUGGCAAUGGAACCCCCACUGAACAAACUUGAAGAUGUCGCCAAAGUCGCUCUCUCGCUGAGCGAGGAUGGCCCGCUGAACGGCGCUUGCGUUCCGGUGGACGGAGGAUGGUCUGCCUACUAGCCAUUUUGCUGUCUUGUCAUAUCCAUCGAAGUAGUAGAUGCAGUAGGUAGAUAAGUUGAUUCAAAGGCACAGUCCCAAUGAGAAACAGCUUGGAUCCAUACUCCAUUAUAUGCGUCAGGUGUAUGCUUCCUCAUUAGACCUCCAUGCUUCAGAACACUUCAAAUGACAUUAACUCGAGGAAAAUAGAUCCCAAUUUC